This is a messenger RNA of Cladophialophora bantiana CBS 173.52, 849 nucleotides long. RefSeq lists its product as uncharacterized. The record is from RefSeq and is a predicted model, not a curated record. Gene Ontology annotation, cellular component: cytosol. The transcript is spliced from 2 exons. Bases 1 to 849 code for a protein of 282 amino acids. Gene Ontology annotation, molecular function: oxidoreductase activity. Lineage: Eukaryota; Fungi; Ascomycota; Eurotiomycetes; Chaetothyriales; Herpotrichiellaceae.
AUGUCUUCCUCCUCCGCCAUGGGCAAACGCCUCUCGGGCAAAACCAUCCUUGUCACCGGCGCCUCUUCCGGUAUCGGCCGCAGCGUCGCCCAGGAAUUUGCACGCACAUCCCCGCAAAAUCUCAAGAUCGUCAUCACUGCCCGCCGGGUCGACACGCUCAAGGAAAUCGCCGCCGAUAUUAACAAGGAAGUUGGCGAUGGCGUAAAAGUCUUACCUGUGAAGUUGGACAUUUCAAAACCGGAGGAGGUCAGCAGUUUCGUGGAAAAUCUGCCCGAGGAGUUCAGAAGCAUUGACGUCUUGGUAAAUAAUGCGGGUUUGGUCAAGGGCAUGGAUAAAGCGCCCGAAAUCAAAGCCGAAGACAUGGAGAUCAUGUUCGCCACGAACGUGACUGGUCUCAUCAAUAUGACACAAGCCAUCUUGCCCAUAAUGAAAUCCAAAAAGGGAGAUAACGGAGAAGACGUCGGAGGCAGAGGAGACGUCAUUAUGAUCGGCUCUAUUGCGGGAAGAGAGGGUUACCCUGGUGGAAGUAUCUACUGUGCUACCAAGGCGGCAGUGAGGACGUUCACAGAAGCAUUGAGGAAGGAGUUGAUUGCUAGCCGCAUAAGAGUGAUCGAGGUGGAUCCGGGGCAGGUCGAGACCGAAUUUUCCAUCGUCCGCUUCUACGGUGACAAAGCCAAAGCCGAUGCCGUUUACAAGGGCGUGGAGCCCCUGACACCAGACGACAUCGCCGAGAUUGUUGUGUUUGCUGCUGGAAGGAGGGAGAAUGUCGUGCUUGCGGAUUCCUUGAUCUUUCCGAACCAUCAGGUCAGGUUUUACCCGAAUACCCCGACUUUUUGCUUUUGUUUUUGA